This is a messenger RNA of Gossypium raimondii (Peruvian cotton), 832 nucleotides long. RefSeq lists its product as uncharacterized. Gene Ontology annotation, biological process: translation. Gene Ontology annotation, cellular component: ribosome. Bases 150 to 641 code for a protein of 163 amino acids. Gene Ontology annotation, molecular function: structural constituent of ribosome. NCBI's taxonomy places the organism in Eukaryota, Viridiplantae, Streptophyta, Magnoliopsida, Malvales, Malvaceae. The transcript is spliced from 4 exons. The record is from RefSeq and is a predicted model, not a curated record.
UUUCUAUUGAAUACUCACUCCGAGCUAAACUUCAGGUCAUGCUAAUCCCAGAAUCCAAACACACUCCUCCACAAUCCCUAAAUCACAGCCUAAACCCUAAACUGUGUCCUGGUUGCAGCCUGCAACUUGCAGGGACCAAAGAUUAGACGAUGCAGAGAUUAUGUACGAAGCUCCGCUUUUUGGCUCUCCAAUCAACCCAAACUCUUCCCUCUCUUUCUGCUUCUCGUCGCAUUCUGCAUCAUUCGUUUCCUCCAGUCCACUUUAUUUCAACCAAAUGGAGCUUUGAACCCUUUCUCAAUAACAGUGUCGCAUCACCUCCUCUCGCCGUCAACUCCUUUUCUUCUUCCCCACUGCUUCUCUCUUUGGUCCAAGUCCGGCAUGUUUCGUCAAGAGAACGAGCAAAGAGGAGGAAGCCCAUGACUCCACGUACUUCCAAACUCAAGAAGAUUAAGAUGAAAUCUUAUUCGUCCUAUAAGUCCCGAUUUAGGACAAUGAAUGAUGGGAAUAUUCGUCGCUGGAGGGAAGGCAAAAAUCAUAAUGCACAUUUGAAGUCCAAGAAAUCAAGACGGAGACUGCGACAACCUGCUAUAGUACCUGCCGCAUAUGCAAAGGUGAUGAAGAAGCUCAAUUUUUGUACUUAAAUUUCUAGAAUCUUUCAUAGACAGUCAUGAAAGAGGAAGGUGCCUGCCUCUGCUCUCUCUUUUGUGCUAUUUGACUGACCACAUUAAAAUUUUAUGGUACAAACAUGCAGUAGAAGUGGGAGGAUUGAGAAACAAAUAAUAAGGCUUAUGUGGUGUUUCUUUUUCAUUAAUGAUUUUGGAUGCUUAGUUGA